CGGAAGCAGCGCCCAGCUGGGACCCGUAGGGAGAGGCGGGGAGCGCGCGGCGGCGGCCGUUGUGGCUCUGGAAGUGGUGGCGACAGUGGCGAGGCUACGCAGCCGGGGCGACGGGUCUGGUGCCGCAGCGGCUCGUUCAGGCCGUGCGUCGUCGCUGCAGACGCGGGCAGAGGAGGGAACAACGACUCAGCGGGAGCACUUGGCAGAGGAGGGGAAGGGAUUCAGAAGACACCCCGCGUCUCCCUUAUCGAAUUUCUCUUGGUUCUUGUCAGUUGAUUCGUAGCCUGAAAUGCAUGGUCAUGGAGGCUAUGACUCUGAUUUUAGUGAUGAUGAACACUAUGGAGAAUCUAGCAAAAGGAAAAAAAAGACAGUUGAAGAUGAUUUACUGCUCAAAAAGCCAUUUCAGAAGGAAAAACAUGGAAAGGUGGUCCAUAAACAAGUUGCAGCAGAAUUGCUGGAUAGAGAAGAAGCAAGAAAUAGAAGGUUUCAUCUCAUAGCUAUGGAUGCUUAUCAAAGGCAUACAAAGUUUGUAAAUGACUAUAUUUUAUACUAUGGUGGCAAAAAAGAAGACUUCAGGCGAUUGGGGGAAAAUGACAAGAUAGACAUGGACGUUAUACGAGAAAAUCACAGAUUCCUAUGGAAUGAGGAGGAUGAAAUGGACAUGAAUUGGGAGAAGAGACUUGCAAAGAAAUACUAUGAUAAAUUAUUCAAGGAAUACUGCGUAGCAGAUCUCACCAGAUACAAAGAAAAUAAGUUUGGAUUUAGGUGGCGAGUAGAAAAAGAAGUAAUUUCAGGGAAAGGCCAGUUUUGCUGUGGAAAUAAAUGUUGUGAUAAAAAAGAAGGCCUAAAGAGUUGGGAAGUUAAUUUUGGUUAUAUUGAGCAUGGUGAAAAGAGAAAUGCGCUUGUUAAAUUAAGAUUAUGCCAAGAAUGUUCCUUUAAAUUAAAUUUUCAUCACAGGAGAAAAGAAGUCAAGUCAAAAAACAGAAAGGAUAAAGCCAGAAAAGAUUGUGAAGAGCCAUCACAUAAAAAAUCCAGAUUAUCUUCUGUAGAAGAGUCCUCUAAGAAAAAGGAUAAAGGAAGCGCUGAUGAGGAAGGAAGUACUUCAGAAUCUGAACUUUGGAAGGGCCCACUACCAGAGACAGAUGAAAAAUCACAGGAAGAAGAAUUUGAUGAAUAUUUUCAAGGUUUAUUUCUGUGAGAUGGAAGAGGGAUGCCUACAUUCCUUAACGUGAAAGUAUACUUUGAAACUCUUCACAAAAUUUUGUCUACAAGUUGCAACUUGAGUGGUUUGUCUUUGGAAAUAAAAACACAGCUACUCUCAGGA
This is a messenger RNA of Balaenoptera acutorostrata (minke whale), 1324 nucleotides long. Its product is annotated as protein FRA10AC1. Gene Ontology annotation, biological process: dephosphorylation. NCBI's taxonomy places the organism in Eukaryota, Metazoa, Chordata, Mammalia, Artiodactyla, Balaenopteridae. The coding region runs from base 290 to 1198 and encodes 302 amino acids. The transcript has 14 exons. The record is from RefSeq and is a predicted model, not a curated record. Gene Ontology annotation, molecular function: phosphatase activity.